AUGGCCGCCCGCGCCGCCCUCCUGGCGGCGCUGCGCCCGGGAGGCGGCCUGGGCUCCAGCUCGGGGCCGGGCGCGGGCCGGGCCGCCGCGCGCGAGGCCUCCGCGCGGGGGUGCGGCCUCGUCGAGUGGGAGGGCCUGGCCGUGGUGGAGCUGUCCGGCCGGGGCGGCCGGGACUUUGCGCGGGUGCUGCCCUCCGUGGGCGGCACCGUGGGCAGCCUGGCGCUCGCGGGGGCGGAGGUGCUGCUGCCGCUGGGCUCCGCGGGGGAGGCCCUGGCGAACCACAGGCGGUACCACAAGGGCGGCAUGCUGCUGCCCUGGGCCAACCGGGUUGCGGGCGGGAGGUACAGCUACUUCGGCGAGGAGCUGGUGCUGGACAUCAACGACGUGACCCACGACGCAGCGAUCCAUGGUCUCCUGGAGGGCCGCCAGAUGGAGGUGGAGUCUUGCGGCAGCUCCUCGGCCAGUCUUGUCUACACGUUCACUGGGGAAGAGGCUCCCAACGGAGGAUAUCCGUUCCCUGGCUUGAGAGUGCGGCUGGACUACCAGCUGGAAGGGGGGAGGUUCGUGCUGAGCGUGCACGCGUCUGUGCCUCCUCAGGCAAGGGGCCCCGUGCCGUUCAAUUUUGGCUGGCACUCUUAUUUCAAGGUGGACGACGCGUCCCAGGCGCGAGUGCAGUUUGACCGUCGAGGUGGCCGGCAGUGGAGGCGACUGGUCAGCGACGCCGACCUCAUCCCCACAGGGUCCACGGUCCUGUUCGAGGCCUUCAACGGCUCAGACGUGAUUGGUGGCACGCGAAGAAGGCCACGUAUUGGGAUGACGGGUUCGUGA
Messenger RNA from Prorocentrum cordatum, 828 nucleotides. The record is from the annotation of a GenBank genome assembly. Lineage: Eukaryota; Dinophyceae; Prorocentrales; Prorocentraceae.